AUGGCUGUCCGCCCCGCUGGAGCCCGCGCCGGCACUUGGUCGCCCGAGGCACUCGGCCUCACCGGCCGUGUCGCGGAUCUCCGCCCCAUGAGGCCGCCCCCCAACUCCCCUCCUCCUCUGCGGAGGGGCCGCGCCGCCGCUGAAGGAGCCGGCCGUGGGCACCGGCGAGGAGCAGGGCCAAGCACUGGAGAAACAUACAAUAGAAGCACUACAGUUGUCGACACAGAUUUCUCCUCGAAAAUUGCUGAAACCCUUCAACUGGAUCCAGAGCCAAAAUCUAUGAAAGAGUGCCUCAAGCGCUCGGAUUGGCCUAAAUGGAAGGAAGCAAUUGAGGCAGAAUUACACUCGCUUAAUAAAAGAGAGGUACAAGUAAGCUUGAUCAUGCCUCAUCUCCGGGGCCAUGCCCCAGCAGCCGCGAUGGCCAUUGCCAUCGCCGUCCACCACCUCCUCCUCGCGCUGGCGCUGUUCCCGCUCACGGCAGCGCAGCAGGAGUACCAGGCCAAUGGUCAGUCCGACUGCUACGUCAACAACGGUAGCUCCGUGCUCGGCUACACCUGCACCAACACCUCCAGCUCCCCGCCGGCAUGCGCCACCUACGUCGCCUUCCGCUCCGACCUGCCCAGCUUCGGCUCCCCCAUCACCGUCGCCUACCUCCUCAACGCCAGCGCGCCUGCCGUCGCCGCGGCCAACAACGUGCCCGUCGCCUCCCUGGUCCGGAACAACACCCUGCUCCUCGUCCCCGUCCCCUGCGCCUGCACGGCCGCCGGCCGCUACCAGCACGACACCGCCUACGCCGUCCAGUACGCCCACGAGACCUACUUCUCCAUCGCCAACUACACGUACCAGGGGCUCUCCACCUGCCAGGCGCUCAUGGCGCAGAACCCCGCGCGCGACAGCGACAUCUACCCCGGCGUGGCGCUCACCGUGCCGCUCCGCUGCGCGUGCCCGUCCGUCGCGCAGGCCGCGGCUGGGGUCAGGUACCUCGUCACCUACGUCCUCGACUGGGACGACUACGCGCUCACCGUCGCUCAACGCUUCGGCGCGGACUACCAGGCCCUGCUUCGUGCCAACAGCAUCGACGAGGACACCACCGUGUACCCGUUCACCACCAUGCUCGUUCCGCUAAAGGACCCGCCCACGUCUCAAAUGGCGGUAGUCUUGCCGCCACCCGCACCGGCAUCUGAUUUGGUCCCGACGGCCAGUUCCAGUGAAUCCAGCCGGUGGUGGGUCAACGUCGGCGCUGGUGCUGGAUGCAGCGCUCUUGCUUUGGGUGUCGUGCUCGCUCUCUUCUUGCUAUGGCGUCAGUGCUGGCGGCACAGCGACCGAAACACGAAGACCACCCCAUGGCAGGCUCCGGCGAAGGGAGCCUUGAUGUGGCCGACGGUGGAGGCAGUGGACGUGCGCGAGGCGGUGUGGUCGCUGACCGUGCACGACUACGGGGAUCUAGAGAGGGCUACGUCAGGCUUCUCGGAGGAGCAUCGUAUCGGGUACUCGUCCGUCUACCGCGCGGUGAUCAACGGCGGCACCGCGGCCGUGAAGCGCGUGCCCGGCGACGACAUGGGCGCUGAGGCUGAGGUGAGCGUCCUGGGGCGCCUCAACCACUCGAGCCUCAUCCGGCUGUCCGGCCUCUGCAUGCACGGCGGCAACACGUACAUGGUGUUCGAGUUCGCGGAGAACGGCGCCCUCAGAGACUGGCUCCACAUCCAUGCCGGCGGCGAGGUGCUCGGGUGGAGCCACCGCGUGCAGGUGGCGCUGGACGUGGCAGCCGGGCUCAACUACCUGCACAACUACACCGACCCUCCCUACGUGCACAGGAAUCUCAAGAGCAGCAACAUCCUCCUCGACGCGUGCUUCCGCGCCAAGCUCUCAAACUUCGGCCUCGCGCGCGCGAUCACCAUCGACGACGACGCCGAGGACGGCGGCCUGUGGAUGACCCGGCACAUGGUGGGCACGCAGGGUUAUCUAGCGCCUGAGUACGUGGAGCACGGGCUGAUCGGCCCCCAGCUCGACGUGUUCGCGUUCGGCGUCGUCCUGCUUCAGCUCUUGUCAGGAAAGGAGGCGGCGGUGGCACCACCAGACAACGACGGGAAGGUUGUGCUGCUUUGGGAGGAGGCGGAAGGGCUGGGCCGGCUGGGCGAGGGCGACGGCGCCAAGGACGACCUGAUCGACAGGGUGACGGCGUUCAUCGACGGCCGGCUGCACGGGCAGUACCCGUUUGACGUGGCUGCCGCCAUGCUCGCGUCGGCGUUGAGGUGCGUGGCUCGGGAGCCCCGGGCGCGGCCGCCCAUGGCCAAGGUGCUCCUUUCGCUGUCGGGGAUGUACAGUACAAUUGGACCCUGAGGCCACCGGACCUCGCCACCCACUGUCCUGCUCCGGAACAAUAAGUCCACAUUAGUAGCACAUUUUACAGAGCAGGUCACCGUCGGCGUACGCAUCAUAUAGACUUGUGUUGCUAGCACCAUCAUCAAUCAAUCAAAUAAAACAAACAUCCACAUGUAUGUCUAAAACUCGGUCUCAAACGAGAGACGUCAGUGUAGUUGUUUUGCUACGUACUAGCUAGCGGCACCUCGAUGCGUUGCCGCUAGUAGCAAAACCAACGCGUUUUGCAAAACUGGUCGUUGGGUGAGGGGGUGGUUUCAGCUUGGCUGAUGCUGUUGCACCACCCCCCUGCCUGUCUUUUGGUUUACUUUUUAGUCGGUGUCCUGUAGUUUCAGAACGUGUUGGUUUUCGUUAAUGAAAAUCGGAGGGGUGCGAGCCCUUCUUUUAUUCAAAAAAAAGCGGCACCUCAAUGCUGCAAUCGGCCAUGAAAAAUGUUGCGACAGUUUUGCAUGCAAUGAUAACUGAUGCUGCAACUGGUGUGAGU
Messenger RNA from Aegilops tauschii subsp. strangulata, 2863 nucleotides. RefSeq names its product protein LYK5-like. Gene Ontology annotation, molecular function: protein kinase activity; ATP binding. Lineage: Eukaryota; Viridiplantae; Streptophyta; Magnoliopsida; Poales; Poaceae. The record is from RefSeq and is a predicted model, not a curated record. Gene Ontology annotation, biological process: protein phosphorylation.